This is a messenger RNA of Thermochaetoides thermophila DSM 1495, 5169 nucleotides long. RefSeq lists its product as uncharacterized. NCBI's taxonomy places the organism in Eukaryota, Fungi, Ascomycota, Sordariomycetes, Sordariales, Chaetomiaceae. Bases 1 to 5169 code for a protein of 1722 amino acids. Gene Ontology annotation, cellular component: nucleus; chromatin. The record is from RefSeq and is a predicted model, not a curated record. Gene Ontology annotation, molecular function: DNA binding; chromatin binding; ATP binding. Gene Ontology annotation, biological process: nucleosome organization; regulation of transcription by RNA polymerase II. The transcript has 5 exons.
AUGAAUGCUGUAACUGACAUCGUCGUCCUCCCGCAGGCACAGCUGCAGAGCCGCGCUUCUCUCACAAUGUCAACAUCACCGGAUCCCGGUUCGGCCGAUGGCCAUAAUAUCCCUAGCCCAGACGACUCUACUAUUCAUGCCACUCCCGUAAUUCGAGUCCAAAACGACGCUUCAGAUGCUCAGAGCCCACAAAAUGACGCGCCGUCGCCCGCGUCGGCCGAUGCCGUCGGCUCGCCGGACGAGGGUGCCGAACCCGAGCCGGCCCAGGAAGACGAAGAGAUGUUGUCUGACUCGGCCAGCAACAAUGACCGGGCCGACGAUGGGGACUUCGUCGCCGAGCCCAGCCCAACAUCUGAACACAGUAACAACAGCGGCGCCGCCCCGCGUCCUGCGUCCACAUCGAGCCGGCCUGCUGCCAAGCGCAAGGCCACCUCGAUCAUGGAUGACGAGUAUAUCCGGGAGAACCCCGAGCUAUAUGGUCUGAGGCGGAGUUCUCGCCCUACACAAAGGCGGAAGAUCGUUGAGUCGGAGGAUGACGACGAGUCCUCUGAAUCCGAUGCCGCCCCAGCCCGUAAGACGACGAAGAAACGCCGCGUGGAACGGUCCCAGCCUGCUUCCAAGCGCGGCACCCCAGCUCGGCAACCAUCUAUCGACGAUUCAGAUUCAGAUACCUAUGGCGGUGCCAAGGCUCGCAGCUUCCAGAAAAAGGCCCGCCGGCAAGAACUGCAAGGCGUCCAAAGAUGGUCUAGCCGUCGCGCUGCCCAAGUGUCGGCUGGUACCUAUCAAGAAAGCGAUCUUGAAGAUGAGGAAGACGAAAAUAUGACCCCCGGCUACUGGGCCGCUGAGGUCGAGGAUAAUUCGCCCUACAUCGAGAAGAUCCUUCGUCAUCGCCCCAAACCGGGCGUCGAGAUCACGCCGGAUGUUACCCGACAUGAUUUCGAGUACUUCAUCAAGUGGCAGGGCAAGUCGCACCUCCAUAACACCUGGGAGACAACCGAGUCCGUUGCCGGCUUCCGCGGCUUCCGGCGUCUGGAAAACUACUUCAAGAAGGUGGUUGAGUACGAGCUCGACCUGCAGUUUGGCGGUGACGAAAUCACCCCUGAGCAGCGCGAGCAGUGGAUGCUCGACCGGGAACGCGAAGAGGAAGCCCUCGAAGAUUACACCAAGGUCGAGCGUAUUGUUGCCGUCCGUGAUGGCGAUGACGGCCUUCAGUAUUUCGUCAAGUGGAAGGGCCUCCAGUACGAUGAGUGUACCUGGGAGGAUGCUUCGCUCAUCCAGAGUCAAGCCCAGGACAAGAUCGACCAGUUUUACGAUCGGUCGACGCGCUCCUGGCAGUCGGACCGCAAGCAGUCUAACCCGGAGACACGCACCCGCAUGAUGAAGUUGGAGAAGCAGCCCGACUACAUCAAGGGCGGCGAGCUUCGCGAAUUCCAGAUGAAGGGUCUCAACUUCCUCGCCCUUAACUGGACGCGUGGCAACAAUGUCAUUCUGGCCGACGAAAUGGGUCUCGGCAAAACUGUUCAGACGGUGUCAUUCCUGAGCUGGCUGCGCAACGAUCGUGGCCAGGAGGGUCCCUUCCUCGUUGUUGCCCCGCUCAGUGUGAUUCCUGCUUGGUGUGAUACCUUCAACAAUUGGGCUCCAGACCUCAACUAUGUCGUCUAUCUCGGCCCGGAAUCGGCUCGUUCGAUCAUUCGCCAGUACGAGCUCUUCAUCGAUGGUAACCCGAAGAAGACGAAGUUUAACGUCUUGCUCACCUCAUAUGAUUACAUCCUUGCCGACGCGGACCACUUGAAGCCCAUCAAGUGGCAAGUCCUUGCUGUUGACGAGGCUCAUCGCCUCAAGAACCGCGAGUCUCAACUAUAUAUCAAGCUCAACAGUUUCGGGAUCCCCUGUAAAGUUCUCAUCACUGGUACCCCUAUCCAAAACAAUCUUGCCGAGCUGUCCGCUCUUUUGGACUUCCUGAAUCCAGGUAAAGUUCUGAUCGAUGACGAACUCGAGGCCUUGUCGAGUGCGGACAACAAGGGAACUGGUGAUGCUGAGCAGGACGAGGCCCGACGCCAGCGCACUCAGGAGAAGCUGCGCGAGCUUCACCAGGCCAUUGCUCCGUAUAUCUUACGUCGUACUAAAGAAACUGUCGAGUCCGAUCUUCCUCCCAAGACGGAGAAGAUCAUUCGUGUUGAGCUGUCGGACAUUCAGCUCGAGUAUUAUAAGAACAUCCUUACACGCAACUAUGCCGCGCUUCGUGACGCCAGUGGUCACAAGCAAUCUCUUCUCAACAUCAUGAUGGAGCUGAAGAAGAUCAGCAACCAUCCUUACAUGUUCCAAGGCGCCGAGGAGCGUGUGCUCAACGGCAGCACCCGUCGUGAGGACCAAAUCAAGGGCCUCAUUACCAGCAGCGGCAAGAUGAUGCUGCUCGAUCAGCUUCUUGCCAAGCUCAAGCGCGAUGGUCACCGCGUCUUGAUUUUCAGUCAAAUGGUCAAGAUGCUCGACAUUCUUGGCGAUUACCUCCGCAUUCGUGGUUACCAGUUCCAGCGGCUGGACGGUACUAUUCCUGCCGGUCCUCGCCGUAUGGCUAUUCAACACUUCAAUGCUGAAGACAGCGAGGACUUUUGCUUCCUGCUGUCGACUCGUGCUGGUGGUCUCGGCAUCAAUCUAAUGACUGCUGACACUGUUAUCAUUUACGACUCCGAUUGGAACCCCCAGGCCGAUCUUCAGGCAAUGGCACGUGCUCAUCGUAUCGGUCAGAAGAAGCCAGUCAACGUCUAUCGGUUGGUCUCAAAGCAGACCAUUGAGGAGGAAGUUGUCACCCGCGCGAGGAACAAGUUGUUCCUCGAGUACCUCACCAUCCAAGCUGGUGUGACCGACGCCGAGGGUAAGGCCCUCCGCGAAAAAUUCAAGGAGAAGGGUCUGAAGUUCGACGAGGCCAAGACGGCCGAAGAUAUCUCCAUGAUUCUCAAGAUGCGGUCUCAGAACCUCUUCGAGCAGACGGGCAACCAGCAGAAGCUGGAACAGCUCGACAUUGAUGCCAUUCUGGAGAACGCUGAGGUUACCAAGACGGACAUUGACGACAAGAUCAACCUCAGCACUGGUGGCAUCGACUGGGAUAACUGGAUGCAGGUCACUGAUGUCAAGCUCGACGAGAACGCGCUCGACUGGGACCAGAUCAUUCCUGCCGACCAGCUCGCAGCCAUCAAGGCUGAGGAGGAGAAAAAGAAGCACGAGGAGUACCUUCAGAAGGCUAUGGAAGAGGCUGCUCCUCGGAAGGCUGCUCUUAAGAGCGCCAAGAAGAGCGCUGAAAUCGAGCGUCAGGAGCGCAUCAAGAAGCGUUGGCGCGAAAGGGAGGCUGAAGACCUCGAGGAGCAGCGUGCUCUGCUCACUGAUCCCCGUCGUCCUCUUGGCGAGAAGGAGACGCGCAACCUCAUCCGGGCAUUUUUCCGCUAUGGCAACUUUGAGGAGCGCGAAGAGGAGAUUGUUCAUGAUGCCCGUCUUACGGACCGCGAUCGUGGCUACCUCAAGUCCAUCAUUGAUGAGCUCAUUGAGGUCAGCAAGAAGGCAAUCGAGGCCAACAACGAGAAGCUCCGUGAGGAAGAGGCCAAGGCUGGCAAACCACUAGCCAAGAAGGACAAGAAGGCUGUUCUGGUCGAUUUUGGUGAAGUCCGCAAGAUAAAUGCCGAGACGGUCAUUGAGCGCCCGCCUCAGCUCAAGCUGCUGCGCCGUGUAUUGAGGGAGCACGAAAAGGAGCACGGAGAUGCUUUGUCCUUCCGUCUGCCAGAGGCCACAAAGGCCGCUUCUUACACUUGUGAAUGGGGUGCCAGGGAAGACGCCAUGCUCCUUGUCGGCAUUGACAAGUACGGCUUUGGCGCUUGGACUCAGAUCCGGGAUGAUCCGCAGCUGGGCAUGAAAGACAAGUUCUUCCUGGAAGAGCACCGGGUUGACAAGAAGGAGGAGCGUCGUCGCACUGACGACAAGACCAUCCAGUCUCCUGGCGCUGUCCACCUCGUCCGGCGCUCCGAAUAUCUCCUCUCGGUCUUGAUGGCGAAAUACUCUAAUGACGAAAACGCCAAGAAGGCCGUGGAGAAUCACCAUCGAAGCAAGAAGCUCCUGACAAACGGCAUCCGCCGCAGCGAGCAGAACUCUGUGUCGGCUUCUCCUGCGCCGUCUAUGUCGAAGAAACCUUCCCAGAGGGAUCGCGAUCACCAUCGGUCCUACAGCAACGCCAACGACCGCGGCACGCCUAGGCCCGAUAAGCGUAAGUAUAACGACGACUACGACGAUCGCGAUUCCAAGCAGAGGCGGCUUGACAGCGACGCCAAGCACGACAAGAAGGCGACCAGUGGCAAGGAUCAGAAGGAGAAGCCCAAACUGGACCCCGAAACUAUGGAGCGCCUUAAGCGGGAGCGUGCCAGGGCCGUCGAGCGGUUCCAUGAGCUUACCAAGAUCCCGGACGACAAGAUCGAUCCCAAUGACAACGUCCAGGUCGUCUGGUCUAUUCUGCGCCCGCUCCAGGAGAACAUUGAGCGGAUCAUCUACUCCAAGGAACGCGUGCCCAUUGCAAAGGAGCGUGCCAAGUUCUUGGGUGCCGAGAUUCGUGCCUUUGGUAACUUCCUGCGCGGCCUGAAGGAGAAGAAUGGGCCCAAUUUUGAGGGGCUUGAGCAGCAGUUCUGGGAGUUCCUCUCCGACAUCUGGCCGCUCGGUGACGUCAAGGUGUCAGGCAAGCGCCUGCAAAAGAUGUACGUCAGCCUUGCCGAGGCCGAUCGUCAGAAGGAGGAGGAAGAGAAGGCAAAGGCCAAGAACCCCGACCUCGAGGAUGGCGAGAUCCCAAGCGACCGUGACGAACCUCCCCGUGAACGCGAUCGCGACCAACCAUCUCGUCGUCCCCCACCCUCGCGUGACCCUUACCGUGACGACCGCCGCGAGCAGCGCCAUGAGGAACGUCGCAAUGACCUCGACCGCCGUGCCAGCGAUGUGGGCUCCAGCGACGCGAAGCGGCGCGCCUACUACGAUGAUGACAGGCUCAGCUUCUACCGGCGCCGACCUGAUCUGGCUAACAACAGUCGGGGGAGCUCCAACGGUGGUGGGGGUAGCGGGAGCAGUGUACCGUUGAGGCAUCAUUCGUCUUCAUCGUGGCAUCACAGUCAUUCCCCGCCGGCUAGGAGGAGUCCGUACUAG